AUGCCGACAGAGCCGGACCCGUACUCGAUCCUGAUGUGGCACGACUACUCGCCGCCGUCGCCCCCAACUCCGCCGCCGAACAAGUUCCAACACCCGUCGUCGCCGAUGGCGACAUGUGAGGGGGACCUCCACGGGAAGUGGGACUUCCACACGCGCUGUGAGGUCUCCAAGGAAGUGGAGCUGGACAGCGACAUCUACAUCACAGGGAACGACAGCCUCAUGCUCCUCUCUGGCACCUCCCUGACAUGCGAGAAGUACGGGUGCAUUAUAUCCGCCAAUUUCUCAGGCGAGGUGUGCCUCAGCCACGACAUCCAUGUCACAGCCGACAGGGUCUCACUAGUUGCCACCAACAUCACGGUCGCUGACACGGUCAUUGUGAAUACCACCGCGCUCGCUGGUGAUCCGCCUGACCGGACCAGUGGCGUUCCCACAGGGACGCACAGCGACGGUGGCGGGCACUGUGGCCGUGGCGCCAGCUGCUUCGUCAAGCAAGGGCAGACACAGCAGGAUUCAUGGGGCGGCGAUGCCUAUGCAUGGUCUGACCUCGAACACCCCUGGAGCUACGGGAGCAAAGGGGGCUCGACCAGCGUUGAGAAGCACUAUGGUGGUGUCGGUGGUGGCAUCGUGUGGCUGUUUGCUAAGGACCUGGUCAUGAAUGGCACAGUUCUUGCCAACGGUGGGGAUAGCAAUGAGAAGGGUGGAGGUGGUUCUGGAGAGAGCAUCUUUAUAAGGGCUGCAUCGAUGUGAGUGUUUGUGGAAUGAUUUUUUGUUCUGCUUUCUUUAUGCUAAGUGAAUUGAGAUAUGGGAAUGCAAGCUUAGUUAAUCAAGUAGUGUUUGUGGAAUGAUUUUCUGUUCUGCUUUCUUAUGCUAAGUGAUUUGAGAUGUGGGAAUGCAAGCUUAGUUAAUCAAGCAGAAUUUGGA
Zea mays is the source of this 921-nucleotide messenger RNA. RefSeq lists its product as uncharacterized. Bases 1 to 747 code for a protein of 248 amino acids. The transcript has 3 exons. NCBI's taxonomy places the organism in Eukaryota, Viridiplantae, Streptophyta, Magnoliopsida, Poales, Poaceae. The record is from RefSeq and is a predicted model, not a curated record.